Drosophila miranda is the source of this 4049-nucleotide messenger RNA. RefSeq lists its product as uncharacterized. The record is from RefSeq and is a predicted model, not a curated record. Gene Ontology annotation, biological process: regulation of alternative mRNA splicing, via spliceosome. The transcript is spliced from 8 exons. Gene Ontology annotation, cellular component: nucleus. Gene Ontology annotation, molecular function: mRNA binding. Bases 947 to 2392 code for a protein of 481 amino acids. Lineage: Eukaryota; Metazoa; Arthropoda; Insecta; Diptera; Drosophilidae.
UGCUCGCUGGGGGCUCUACGGAACGGUUCUCACACUCGGAAAUGCGGUUUACUUUCGAGUCUUUGUUCUAGCACAGAGUAGUGCCACGACCACGACCACAUCCAUAGCCAUAGCCAUAGACACCUACCUUCAGGUGUUUGGCGCCAAGCUGCCCAUUUCGUUUUGUGGCAUAGAGACAAAUUGUUUAUCUUGUGUCAAGUGCUGGGGUAGACACUGCCACAUCCGCCACCAACCCGACGAACCCAUCCCCAUGCCAGUCCCGCCCAGGAGCCAGCCAGUCAUUCAGUGAAAGUUUGUGUCGCCAUCUCUGGUGGCUGUUGUGGGAGCCUCUGUCUGUGGAGUACUUAACAAAAACAGUAAACCUGCCGGAUCGUUGUGUUGGCAUCGCUGCUUCUGGUGCCACUGCCACUGCUCCACGCGUGCGGUUUGGGGAGUCGAAAUCGGAUGACAUUAUCUCUGUGUGGGCUGCGGGCCGCAGGACAUUUGUGGUGGUGCCCCGUGGGUAUGGUGAUGCUGCCUCUGUCUUUUCCUCUGCCUCUGCCUCUGCCUCUGGAGCAUUGUUUUUGUUUGCGAGAACAAAAUUAAAAGCGAAACGAGUCCUCGCACCUUAGGCAUGCAUCUUUAAUCAGCACCGAUGAAUUUCCGUGCCACCCCGUGUCGCCGCACCGUGCCCGUGGAUCCGUGCGAAAUGGUUACGGCGUAUGAAUAAGCAAUGAAAUAAGCGCUCCCAGGCAUUUGUCAUUCGACAAAGUGAAAAUUGAAGUGACUGUGAAAAUUAAGACAAAUGCGUGCUCCUCCUCCUUCGGAUUACUCUGUCCAUUAAACAAAACUCGAAUAACAGACGGUCGCCUAGCCCGCAGGCGAAUCCACGAAGCUCCAAUCCGAAUCUGAAUUCAAGCUAAAUUUGGACUUAACUAGUCGUCUACCGCAACAAAAGCAACAAAAGAUGGAGGCUAAAGCUGGUUUAAGUUCACAGGAGGAAAGGGCCCUGAAAGGUUCAGAGAAACUCAAAAUGCUGGACAUCACCCGCGAUAAGCCCGUGAAGGUGGCCGUCAAAGUGGCCGUGCCCGUGAGGGAUCACCCCAAGUUUAAUUUCGUUGGCAAACUGCUGGGACCCAAGGGCAAUUCGAUGAAGCGCCUCCAGGAGGACACCAUGUGCAAGAUGGCCGUGCUGGGCCGCGGGUCGAUGCGCGACCGGCGGAAGGAGGAGGACCUGCGCGCCAGCGGCGACAAUCGGUAUGCCCAUCUCUUCGAGGACCUGCACGUGGAGAUAUCGACGUUCGCCGCCCCAGCCGAGGCCCAUGCCCGCAUCGCCUAUGCCCUGGCGGAAGUGCGUCGGUUUCUGGUUCCGGACUACCACGAUGAUAUCCGCCAGGAGCAGAUGUGGGAGAUGCAGGCGCUCACGUCCACGCCGGGUCUGGCUACGCACCUGGACGACUCCCAGAGCCCCACCAACAGCACCAGCACGGGCACGGGCACGGGUACGAAUCCCAAUCCGAGUGUCGUCAACACCUGCCGUGGUCUUGCCGGUGGGCUGGCGGACAUGGACACAUCGAACGAUGACAAAUCGGACAAUGACAUCAGUGGCAUGGACUGCCUCUCACCGGACAAGCUAGACUGUUCCCCUGCCUGCGGCAGCAUCAGCAUCACCACCACCACCGAGCAUGCCCACAGCCAUGCCCAUGCCCAUCCCCACCAGCACCACCAUCAUCACCAUCAUCACGGCCAUCCCCACGCCCACGCCCACGCCCAGCCGUCACACUUCCACCAGCUUCUGCAGCAGGCCCACGGCGGAGCCAGUGCAGCGGCAGCGGCAGCCUGCGGGGAGCAUCUGUCCGGACAGGCCACUCCGGCAGCGGCAGCGGCACUGCACACCACAGCCAUGGCAGUGGCGCUGCAGCACCAGCUAACAGCAGCUGGAAUCGGAGGACUUCUGAAGCCGGCGGCCGGGGUUGGUGCAACAAUGGCCGGGCUGCCGACCACGCAGGCGAGUGCCGCGGCCCUGCAGCUGCCCAACUGCGCAGACGGAGAGGCAGCCACAUCCACACUGACGCUGCUGGAGCCGCCUGGCUCAGCUCUCCUCCAUCCCGCACUGCGCAACGUCAAGACCAUCAACAUAGGUGGCGGCCUGGGACGCAAGCGUCCGUUGUUGGGCGUUCCCCGUACUGGCAUGAAUCCCACCAAACGAACGGUGAUGAGUCUGCUGGCCAGAGCCAAGAAUUCGCAGGCAUUGCACUCGGUUCGACAGCCUGUGGUGACAGCAUCCAGCUAUGCAGAGCCCUUGCAGAUGCUGGCCUCGCCCUUCAUCAUUCCGCACCACCAGGCCGUCGACCAGCACCAGCACCAGCCCCUCCUGGCGCUGUCCAAGGAGAGUCUCGCCCAAGGCGUCUAACCCAGUGACCUCCUCCAGCUGCGGCUGCCCACUGACCACGGUCCCAGUCCAUCCCGACCGCCUUCGAUGUGCCCCGCCUCCUUCUUUUAAAGAGACCUUGAGGAUGGAACCCAUUAAUCUUUGCGUAGUUGAUGCACACACCGCAUCGAAUGUAUACCCGUACACGAAUGCAUACCCGUACUCGUACAGACGUACGACUAUACCGAUCUUUAGGGACUAACUGUGAACUUAUACGAGAACGAGCUGUGUCGCGUCUACAGUGCACACUCGUGCCCGUGCCACACGAUUUUUUUUUUUACUGAUAAUAAACGGAGCGAAUAUUUUCAAUGCGAUGUUUUAUUUCCACAGAAGAAAAUGAAAGGAAAAAAACCAAAAACAAAAAUUCAAAAGAAAUGUUAAAUUUAAUGGAAUAAAGUUUAAAGACAAAUUAAAACCUAAAAUUAGUGUCAAAUUAAAGAGAAUUAAAGAGAGCAACUUCAAUAGAAAUAAAAUGUAAACGCAAUUACUUUAAACAAAUUACUUUAACUAAAUAUACACACAAAUACGAAUGCGAAUGCGAAUACGAAUGCGAAUUCGAGUACCGAACACACAAGUACCAUACAACAAUACUUAUAUACAAUACAAGCAAACACAUACAUAUACAUAUACAUAUACAGAUAUAUACAACUAUAUAGUAUGUGUGUGCGUGUGUACUUAAAUCUACAUGAACUAAGAUUAAACCGAACAAAACUACUAAAUUAAUGAGAUAAUAAUUUUAAAGAGUUUUAACAGCAAAAUGUUUAACAAAGCAAAGACAAAGUCAAAGAUACUCGUAAAUGGUAUUAUAUAAAGUAGACAGACCCCGAUCAGAGAGAUCCCACCGCCUUCAGCUUACUUUGCCUGAUUGAUUGAUUGAUUGAAUAGUCCUAGCCCCCACUCAGCCCAGAGCUUGUGCUAGAUAUGAUAGAUAGUUCGGUUUCAGUUCGAGAACGGAAAGUUUCGGCACAUCGAAAGCAGCGAUUACCUACAGAGUUAUAUUUUGUUCAGGUUACGAGUAUACAUACAGAUAGGAAAGAUAGGAUACGGACAGGAUAGGUCUUUUGUCUGAGCCUAGCUAGAUUUUUCCCAUCCAUCCCCACACUGUAUUUUAUAUCUAAAUAAUGAAUUUAUGUUCCACACUAAGGGAAUUUGAUCGGAAUCGUUUCUACAAUAUGUUGCACUUUAAGAGUUACGUACGUAUAUGUAUGUCCCUUUCCCGGAACUCCACCAGCUAAAGAUUUACACUUGGAUGAGAAGCAAGGAUAAGCACAUAUAUAGUACAUACUAUACAUAGCGAUAACCGAUAUACAUACCAUACAAGCAAGCAUUAAUCGAUAAAUGUUCAAAAAAGUUUAAUCAAAAGGAAACGUAACGAAACGAAACGAAUAUUUACAAGCGUAAAAUAAACGUAAAAAUACAGUAAAUUAUUGAUGUUGAAUGAAAGCAAAUCCGUGUAAGGUCCUACUCAUAUCCUAUCCACAUGCCAUUACGUGUAGAUGUCUAUUAUGCAACUUAAAUUAAAUAACUAAACAAAGUCUUAAAUGGCACACAGGCGAACUCAAUGUGAGAAAGUGCAGCCAAUUCCACGACACCACCACCACCACACAGCUUCGAGCUAUUCACAAAUAAAUUGCAAUAU